This is a messenger RNA of Drosophila willistoni, 1857 nucleotides long. RefSeq names its product glucose dehydrogenase [FAD, quinone]. The record is from RefSeq and is a predicted model, not a curated record. Gene Ontology annotation, molecular function: flavin adenine dinucleotide binding; oxidoreductase activity, acting on CH-OH group of donors. The coding region runs from base 1 to 1857 and encodes 618 amino acids. The transcript is spliced from 2 exons. Lineage: Eukaryota; Metazoa; Arthropoda; Insecta; Diptera; Drosophilidae.
AUGUCUCAAUGCCUGAUUACACUUGCCACGGUGACGCUUUUUGCGGCAUGGUCCCUGGCUGAUAAUCGUUUCUUGGAUCAAUUACAGCAGCUUGGUUUUGUCAAUCUCUUAGAGCAAGCAGUGCGCCCCAAUGUUCCCCAGCAAUCGUCUACCUAUGACUUUAUUGUGGUUGGAGCCGGUGCCGCUGGCUGUGCCUUGGCGGCACGACUCUCAGAGAAUCCCGCAUGGAAUGUAGCAUUGCUGGAAGCUGGCGGGGUGGAAAACAUUGCUCAUCUGACACCAGCAUUGGCCGGACAAUUGCAGCAAACUGCCUCCAAUUGGGGUUAUCAUUCGGUGCCGCAGCGUUUAUCCUGUUUCGGCAUGAUUAAUCGAGAAUGCGCCUUACCGAGGGGCAAAGGUCUGGGCGGCACAAGUUCAAUUAAUUAUAUGAUCUAUAAUCGCGGUAAUCGCAGAGAUUUUGACGCCUGGUCGCAGAAUGGCAACCAUGGCUGGAGCUAUGAAGAGGUCCUACCCUAUUUCCUAAGAAGUGAGGGAGCCCAUCUGACUGGCCUCGAGCAUUCGCCGUAUCAUAAUCAUAGUGGACCUUUGAGUGUUGAAUAUGUGCGUUUCCGCACACAAAUUGCGGAUGCCUUUGUAGAGGCGUCUGUGGAGUCUGGUCUACCGCGCACCGACUACAAUGGCGAAUCACAAUUGGGCGUGUCAUAUGUCCAAGCGACCACACAGAAUGGACGACGACACAGUGCUUAUGCGGCUUACAUACGACCAAUUCGCGAUUAUCGUGCCAACCUACACAUUUUUCCAUUUAGCAGAGUGACUAAAAUCCUAAUUGAUGCGGAAACAAAGACAGCCUAUGGCGUAGAGUUUAAUUAUCAAAAGAAGUCCUUCACUUUCAAAGCACGCAAAGAGGUCGUACUUUCGGCGGGAGCCUUUAAUUCACCUCAGUUACUAAUGCUCUCGGGCAUAGGACCUGAAGAUAAUCUCAAGGCUAUUGGCAUACCUUUGAUUCAAGCACUGCCUGUGGGCAAACGUCUCUAUGAUCACAUGUGCCAUUUUGGACCCACAUUUGUGACCAAUACUACGGGCCAAUCGAUCUUCACAUCUCGUGUUACGCCAGCCGAAGUCCUAUCUUUCCUUUUGGCUGGUAACCCAGCCACAAAGCUAAGUUCUAUCGGUGGUGUUGAAGCCUUGGCUUUCCUCAAGAGUCCACGGUCCAAACUACCCCCAGAUUGGCCUGACUUGGAGUUAAUUUUAGUGGCCGGCAGUUUGGCCAGCGACGAGGGCACAGCUCUUAAGCUUGGGGCGAAUUUCAAAGAUGAGAUCUAUAACAAAGUCUAUAGACCUCUGGCCGUGGCUCAACAGGAUCAUUUUACGCUUUUGGUAAUGCAUUUCCAUCCCGCAUCUGUCGGUCGUUUAUGGCUACAUAAUCGCAACCCCUUGACAUGGCCGAAAAUUGAUCCAAAAUACUUUAUAGCCGAAGAGGAUGUAGAAUAUAUACUAGAUGGCAUCAAGGCAACAUUACGCAUAGCUGAAAUGCCAGCUCUAAAAGCUAUAGGUACCAAAUUAUUAAAACACUCAGUGCCCGGAUGUGAGGAAUAUUCAUUUGGCUCGGACGACUAUUGGCGGUGCUCCAUUCGCACUUUAUCCUAUACAUUGCAUCAUCAGGUGGCCACCUGUCGCAUGGGACCCGAGAGUGAUCCAACUUCGGUGGUAAGUCCUCAACUGAAGGUCCAUGGUAUGCGGCGAUUACGUGUUGUUGAUACCAGCAUUAUUCCAAUACCACCCACGGCGCAUACAAAUGCUGCAGCAUUUAUGAUUGGCGAAAAGGCAGCCGAUAUGAUACGUUCGGAAUGGAAUUAG